AUGAGCGACCAGAACUUCAGAGAUUCCGAAGUGGACAGUACCGGCCUCUUCCCCAUCCCGGGAAAUAUUGGCAACAUGUCGAUGAACGUUCACAUUCAAACAGAAGAGACAGAUUUCAAGGUAAAGGGAAACAAGAAACGGAAAGCGAAGAAAAAAAAGAAAGAAACCCCUGGAGGAGAAACAUCAGGUAUCGCAGGUUUGUUCAGGUACGCUACCGCUGGGGAUAUAACGCUGAUGGUGAUCGGGUUUCUGGCUUCCAUCGUUAACGGCGCUGCUCUUCCCUUCCUGGCCGUCCUCUUCGGUCAGAUGACGAACAUGUUCAACAAUGUAGCCACUCACGGCUUUAAAGAUGAGAUAAAUUCAACUAUCAAUCGUGACGUCUUCUCAGACAUUUCGAUACACGAAACACCCUGGACAACCGGAAAUGGCUCCGAUGUAAGAAUAACUAGAAAUGAAUUCACAACAGCAAUGGCACAUUUCUCCAUGUAUUACAUCUACGUUGCUUGCGCUGUGUUGGUUGCAGUAUUUAUACAGACAUUGUGUUGGGAAAGCGCUUGUGAGAGACAGAUAUUCAGACUAAGGCAGAUUUUCUUUUCACAAAUUCUAAGACAGGAUAUCAGCUGGUAUGAUGAAAACGAAGAUGGCGAUCUGCCUCACAAGUUGUCUGAUGACUUGGAAAGAAUAAGGGAAGGUAUCGGAAGCAAGUUCAGCAUGUUGACGCAGUACUCGUCGACUUUCAUAACAGGCAUAGCGGUCGGCUUCCAUGCCAACACCAAGCUCACGUCGGCCAUGAUAGUCAUUGCUCCGCUGGUUAUCGGCAUGUCGGCCGUUGUAGCUAAGGCGAUGAGUGGGUCCGCUGCCAGAGAACAGAUACGCUAUGGCGUUGCAGGAGGGAUAGCCGCUGAAGUGAUCAACGCUGUGAAGACUGUCGCUUCCUUCGGCGGAGAGCCCAGGGAGAUAAAGAGGUAUGGCGAAGCAUUGGAAGAAGGCAGGAAGAUAACAAUGGGAAAAUAUUACGUGCUCUCGGUAGCGGCGGCCAUGAUGUUCGUCGUCUCUUACGGUGCUUUCGCCUUCGCCUUCUGGUAUGGCUCCCAGCUGCUCAGUCGUGGCGACGCCACAGCUGGCAGUAUAUUUACUGUAUUUUUCAGCGUUAUGACAGGAGCCUUCACCGUCGGGAACGCGCUGCCUUUCGUUAACACGGUGAGUACGGCCAUAGGAUCUGCGUCCACUAUCUUUGGCAUCAUCGACAGGACUCCCCCCAUAGACUCCUAUUCUGCAGAAGGAAUGGUCCCUGAUAAAGUGGAUGGCGAAAUAACGUUCAAAGAUGUCCAGUUCGUUUACCCGACUAGACCUGAAGUUAAGGUCCUUCGAGGGUUGACCAUCACCAUUCACCCAGGAACAUCCGUGGCCCUCGUCGGUGCCAGCGGGGCGGGGAAGAGCACCGUGGUGGGGCUGCUGCUUCGCUUCUACGACCCUGAUGGCGGAGAGGUCCUCUUGGAUGGGACUAACGUCCAAGACUUCAACCUGGCGUGGCUUCGAAGCCAGAUCGGUCUUGUGUCGCAGGAGCCGGUGCUCUUCGGCGUCUCCAUCGCGGACAACAUCCGCUACGGCAGGGACAAUAUUACGGAAUACGACAUCGUCAGAGCUGCCACCCUGGCCAAUGCACACAGCUUCAUUAAGGAUCUUCCUAAUGGUUACGAUACACAAGUUGGGGACAAAGGCACCAUGAUGUCCGGAGGACAGAAGCAGAGGAUCGCCAUCGCUAGGGCACUCGUCAGGGACCCUAAGAUCUUGCUCCUCGACGAGGCCACUUCAGCUCUCGAUGCUCACAGCGAAGGCGUCGUCCAGGCCGCUUUGGACAAUGCCAUGAGGGGUCGCACCACGGUCAUCAUCGCCCACAGGCUGUCCACCAUAAGGAAUGUCGACAAAAUAUACGCUUUGAAGGACGGUCAGGUAUUUGAGUCUGGUAGUCAUCAAGAAUUGAUGGAAAAAGAAGGACUUUACCACAGCCUAGUGAUGGCUCAGAAGAAAAGAGAUCAGAGAAGCCAGAUUUCAGAAAGUGAAGGACCAGCUGAAAUAGAAGCUACUGUUGAGCAGCAAACGAUUCCCAUUGAAAGGAAGAAGUCUGGUUUCUUUUCAAGGAUAUCUUUAAGAAGAAGUAGAUCCUCAGCCACAUCUUUGAAGAAUAUAUUUAUUGGAAAUUCAAAUGAAGAUGAAUCAAAAGAGGAACUUGCUAAGAGGGUGAGCUUCUAUAGAAUUUUCAUGAUGAACAUCACGGAAUGGCCUUUUAUGUUACUCACCGUUAUAGGAUGUAUCAUUGUAGGAACAAGCAUGCCGCUAUUUUCUUCAUUUUAUGCUGAUGUCUUCCAAACAUUUACAUUAACUGGUCAAGAUUUCGCAAGUGCUGUUAUUUUUUGGACUGGGGUGUACGUCUGCUUUGCUCUUAUCGCUGGUUUUGGUAAUUUUCUAGCAGCUAUAUGUUCUUCAAUAUUAACUGAGAAAAUGAUUGCCGUUAUGAGGCUUAAAGCUUUUACCAGCAUAGUCCGGCAGACCAUCGGGUGGUUCGAUGCUGAGUCUCACACAGCUGGUAGAUUGGUCACUUCCUUGGCCAGGGACCCUCCUCUCAUCAAAGCCGCCGCUGGUUUCCGAGCUGGUCAAGUAUUGAUUGCGGCUACAUCAUUGAUUGCUGCUUUGGUGAUCGCCUUUUCCACAGGUUGGAAGUUGGCCUGUAUUCUUCUAGUAGUCGUUCCUAUUAUCGCUGGAGCAGCUUACAAGCAGGCUAGUCUACUCAGGCGACAUCAGAAGAGAGAUGCUAAAUUUAUGGAUGAUGCUGGACAGGUUGCAACCGAAGGAGUAUUAAACUUGAAAACUGUGCAAGCCCUUGGAAAGGAGAAGCUUUUUAUAAGCAGAUACAAAAAAUGCCUUGAUCUACCCUACAAAGAAUCAAAAAAGCAAGCUUAUGUUUAUGCAAUGGUGUUUGCCAUUUCACAGGCGAUGAUUUAUGUAAUGUAUGCUGCUGCUUUUAGAUUUGGUGCUAAGCUCAUUUCUGGAGGUGAAAUGGAUCCUACUCAAGUUUACAGAGUAUUUUUUGCUCUAUCAUUUUCUGCGACAGCGAUAGGCCAAGCUGCAACUUACUUUCAAGACUUUGCUAAAGCAAAACUUUCGAUCGGUUUUGUCUAUAGGUUAAUGAACCUAGAAUCUGAUGUUGAUCCAUUGGACUCAUCUGGAAUUAAACCUGCUAUUCAAGGAAGAGUGACAUUUAGAGAUAUUUAUUUUUCAUACCCCACAAGAAGAAACAUUCCCAUUUUAAGAGGUCUAAACCUGACAAUUGAACCAGGUCAGACUGUUGCACUCGUCGGAGGAUCUGGUUGUGGAAAGUCCACACUCAUUGGUCUAUUGGAAAGGUUUUACCUACCAUCAAGUGGAAAAGUGCUAAUAGAUGACAUUGAUAUAACAACAGUAAAUUUAAAAUGGCUUCGAAGUCAUAUUGGUUUAGUGACACAGGAACCAGUCUUAUUCGACUGUUCUAUUAAAGAUAACAUAGCUUAUGGUGCAGCAGAACCUCACCUCGUUAAACACAAUGACAUAAUAGAAGCUGCAAAAACAGCAAAUAUCCAUGAGUUUAUCAUAAAUUUACCACAGGGCUAUGAUACUCCAGUUGGGGACAGAGGAGCAAAAUUAUCAGGAGGUCAGAAACAAAGACUCGCAAUCGCUAGAGCUCUGAUAAGGAAUCCAAAAAUCCUUCUACUUGAUGAAGCUACGUCAGCGCUGGAUACAGAGAGCGAAAAGAUUGUACAAGAGGCUUUAGACAGAGCCAGGAAAGGGCGUACCAGCAUUGUCAUAGCCCAUCGAUUGUCCACAAUACAGAAUGCGGAUGUGAUAGCAGUCAUCCAUAAGGGUAAGGUAGCUGAGAAAGGAACUCAUGAAGAACUGAAAAAAUUUGGAGGGCUGUAUUUUGAACUUAUAAAAUACCAAUAA
Messenger RNA from Nezara viridula (southern green stink bug), 3978 nucleotides. The record is from the annotation of a GenBank genome assembly. NCBI's taxonomy places the organism in Eukaryota, Metazoa, Arthropoda, Insecta, Hemiptera, Pentatomidae.